Molecule: messenger RNA, 354 nt
Organism: Fusarium tjaetaba
Lineage: Eukaryota; Fungi; Ascomycota; Sordariomycetes; Hypocreales; Nectriaceae
Exons: 2
Coding region: 1-354 (117 amino acids)
Source: RefSeq, a predicted model, not a curated record
AUGUCUAUUGAGUCACCUCCGAGGUUCAUCUACAAGAUUGUCCCGUCGCCGCCUGGUGACCCUUUUCCCAAGGAACAUCCUUUAUCAGAACUUGACCAGAAUGAUGGUUUUGUACAUCUGAGCACGUCCAUUCAAGUACCCAAGACCGCAGACUUGUUCUUUACUAGAUCAUCCUCACUCUGGGUCAUAAAGCUUGAAUUCAAGCAGUUUGCUGAUUCCAUCAGAUGGGAGGGAGGGUUUCCCCACCUGUAUGGCAAUUUCGGGGCUGACAAUGUCGACUCGACUGUGAAAUUUGUUCGUCAAGAGAGUCAGACGUGGGAUGAAGUGAUGGCAAAGUCAGAAUGGCUGGAUUGA